AUGGCGGAUAGACUCACUCAGUUACAAGAUGCAGUGAACCAAGUAAGUGAUUUUUCAAUUGUUCAUCACUUUUCAAGAAUUUUCAAGGAACAAGCAGACCAUUUCUGUAACAGUGUUGGUGUAAUUCAGCAGUGUGCUCCAAGCAGCCCGUUUCCAGGGUUUGAGAGAUCAGGAGGAAAGGGGUCCCCUCCACAACAAGAAGAUUAUGCAUUGUUAUUUGCUAAAUUAAUCGCAAGAACAGCAAAAGAUAUUGAUGUUUUGAUUGACUCCCUUCCAAGUGAAGAAUCUUCUCUUGAGUUGCAGUUGGCAAGUUUAAAGAAAUUAGAACAGGAGAAUCAGGAAGCAGCUAGGAAGUUAGAGGAUAUCGUCAACCAUGGUGAACGUUUACUAGAACAGAUACAAGCUGCUUUACAUGACAUCGCCCAAUCUCAACUCAACUGUCAGGCUAGAGUGUCUGAUCCAGAUUCUUAACAUCGAAAUGAAUUCAGUCCAAAAAAACAUUAGUCCACAAAGGAAGAAUGAAGGAAUUCUAAUGGUUGACGGUGUCAUCAAAGGGAUGAAUGUUCAAGAAUGCUGUCUUUAGACCCUAACUGUAGUGGCAACUAAAAAACUGAACAAAAGUCAAAUUAGACGGGGAGUGUGUAAUAAUUGUUAUAAUGUAUUCCAAUUAUCUUGAGAAACUUUGGGGCUAGGAAGAUGUCCUUCCUUUCAAGACCAAGACCUGUUAUUUUUAAAAGGGUGGAAAAUUGCCUGAUCUCCCCUCCAAAGAAAGGCCACUGCCUAAGUAAGCCCAAUUCUAUAAAAUUCUUGGAAGCGGAGAUUAUAUGUGAAUUUCCUUACAUUCUAAAUCCAAUUCAUUGACUGAUAAAAAAAAUGGAAGGAUUUGUAUUUUAAUAUUUACUUCAUCUAUCAUUGUCUUGUUAGCAUUGUAAAAUAAACAUAUUUUCAUCAUCUAG
This is a messenger RNA of Lottia gigantea (owl limpet), 956 nucleotides long. RefSeq lists its product as hypothetical. NCBI's taxonomy places the organism in Eukaryota, Metazoa, Mollusca, Gastropoda, Lottiidae. Bases 1 to 471 code for a protein of 156 amino acids. The record is from RefSeq and is a predicted model, not a curated record. Gene Ontology annotation, biological process: regulation of transcription by RNA polymerase II. The transcript is spliced from 4 exons. Gene Ontology annotation, molecular function: transcription coregulator activity. Gene Ontology annotation, cellular component: mediator complex.